UUUUGGGUUGCACAGGUUUGUCCAGGUCCGUGGGCCGGGACGAUUCAAGUAGUUGUUCAUCCAGGACCAUGGGCCAGGACAGUUCAAUUAGUGGUGUACCCAGGUCCCAGGCUGUGGAGAGCAGGUCCAUAGAUGAAUUCCAGAAAAUAGUGCUAACAAAGCUGGUGACUCUCACUGAUGAGGUCAAAAAAUUCCAGAGGAGCCUACCUAACUCUCGGAUUGAGAUAAGCAAGAUUGACACCUUGGAAGAGUUCGAGAAGGAGGAGGCUUCUCUUCUGGAGAAAAACAAAUUUGAAACCUUGGUUUGUCAGCUGGCAAGAGUGGGGGGGAAGAUGUAAAGGGCUGCACGCACAAAGUGCUCGACAGGCUCUUCACCAAUCAGCUGAUGGCCCUAUUUAAUAUGAGGGGAAGGGCAAAAAAGAAAAAAUUGCAAUUGAAGACAAGAAAUUGUUUUCAGCAAUAAAAGCUGCUGUAAUGAAAUGGGACCCAGCUGCUACAGAGGCCCAAAUAAAGUCUGCUGCAGCUGAUCAUCUAAAACAUGCCCCUGGGAGAGUCGGGGGUGGUGGCUAUAAAUAAAUAUACUGUGGACCUUAUAGCAGCCACAUUUUGUUAAUUGUUUACUGUUUUAUAGCACUUUUAUUUAUAACUUUACUGUUCUGGCUUUUAAGUUUUAUUAUGUUGUGUUAAUUUAUACUUUACUGUUCUUGUUUUAAGUUUUAUCGUGUUAUUGUGUUAAUUUUUACUUUACUGUACUGGUUUUAAGUUUUGGUAAAAUUAGUAAUUAAAAUAUAUUUUGAGAUUACAAUAGUUGAUUUCUUGGAGUGAUCAGUUUGGUUUACAGGAAAAUGGUAAGCAGUUUAUGACAAUUAUAUUGAUAAGAUAUAAAAAUGCAAGACUAGUAUAUACACUACACAGUUGUUCAAUUGAAUAUUCAAUAUUGUAAGAGCAUUAAUUGUUUGUUAUUUCUUAUUGGUUAUUCACGGUCACGUGGGCACAGGUGAUCACUUCCGUUUUCUUUAUUAUUUCCUUUGUCAGAUUGUUUGUUGGCUUGGAAGGGGCGAUGAGCGGGAGCCAACUUUCUGUUGACCGUAUUGCAUUGGUCUGAUCAUGUUUUAUAUGCUUUAAUAAAAUUCGAAAGCACGUUAAGAUCGUCAGCUUUCCUUUGAUGAGAAUGACCGAGUGUGAAUGAGUCACAAGCCCACUACCUAGCCUCUAUGUGGCGAUUGGAUGCCGCUAAUAUUAGUCAACAGAAAACGGCGCUUGUUUCAAAGAUAUUCCAUUCAUGCGCUGCAUUGGAACGCAGUUGUGGAUUGUAAGAGGCAACGGCCACGAGACGCACAGCACUUGGACCGGUAUGUGAAUCAGAUUAUUAUUUAUCUGCUUGCUGGCUUGUCUAUUGGAGACGUUAUGUUGGUUGUGCUGGCUGUGUGGCGCUGCUUAUGUUCGGAUCAAUUGAGGUCUAUUGGACACGGAGUUUGGAGUGUGUUAUAUGCAGGGCUGGGAUUUGCGCAGUUUAUUGCGUGUGAUUUAAAUGGAUUAUUGUUAAAUUGUAUGUGUCGCUGAAGUUUGAUGGGAGAAAAUGGAUGAAGAUGAGGCUGAUGCGGUUAUGGAGAGCAAAAGGGAGCGUAAGCUCUCAGCAAAGGCUUGGGAGUUAAAGAUUGAAUCGCUACAAAGGGACCGUAAAUCCAAGGUGAAUAAAAUAAAAAAAUAUGAUUGCUUCAAUGAAAGAGCUUAUGCAAAAUGAUGAAAAUUCAUCAAAGGUUUAUUCUUUAUUGGAAGCACUGAAGCUUUUGAGAGAUGAUGUCACUUUGUUGCAUGAGAGUGUGAUUCCUUUACUUCCCACAGAGGAACAAACAAAGCAAAAUGAAUGGUAUGGCUCAAUUUUACGGUUCAACAAAGGUUUCAUUGAAGAUGUGGAGAAAUGGCUGCAUGAUCUUGCAUUCUUUAAGAAAACUCUGUCUGCUCCAGCUGCAGCAGCAGUGUCUGAACAGAGUAACGAAUGUUUUGUGUCCCCUCAGUCUGCUAUAGAUGCAGCACAGACAAAGACCAUGACUGUUGAAAAUCCAUCUUUAAAUGAUCAAUUGCCUGCUGUCACAUCCUCUGAUUGUGCAAAUCCACAAAGGAUUCUGAAUCAAAGUAAGGAAUGUAAUGCAUUGCCUUGUGAUUUCUUUGCGGAUGACAUCAAGCCAACUGAUAGUAUCUCAAAUGUAUAGAGUAAAAAAUCAGGUAAAAGGAGCUCUUCUUCUGGUUCACGAUCUAGUAGAUCAUCUACAUCAUCUGCUCGUCUUCAAGCUGAAGCUGAAAUGGCGGCUUUAUUAGCCAGUCAGCAAAUGCUGCAACAGAAGCAUGCUGUGGAAGAGGAAGAGGAGCGCUUAAGAAAAAAGAAGGAAAAAAUUGAUCUUCAAACUAAAAUAGCUGUGUCUAUGGCUAAAGUUAAUGUGUACAGGUCUGCUGUAUCAGAACAAAGUACACAUUUGGAAGUAAGAAGAUCAAGAAAGGAAAAUGAUGGAAUGAUCUCCUCCAAUUCGAUAGAAGUUGCAUCAGUUCAAGUUGACACACAUGUUGAGUUACAGUCUUUGCCUGUUAACAGUUCGACAAGAGGUGCAAGAAAUAAGGAAAGUUAUUCUCAGCUUCACCCUGUGCUACAACCAAGGUCCAUAACACCAUUACAGUCAACUGCAUCAAUUAAUGCGCAGCUACCCCGUAACCAUAGUAGCGAUGCACUUGUUUCAAGACAGCCAACUGAUGGAGAACAAGGAAAUAUAUUGCAUCUUAUGGAAAAACAAAAUGAAAUCACUACUAUGUUGGUACAACAACGCAAUAUUUCAUUACUUCCUCACAGAGAUAUUGUAUCCUUUGAUGGAGAUCCUUUGCAAUAUCAAUGCUUCAUACGAUCAUUUGAGGAGGUUGUGGAAAAAAGGGCGAACAAUUAUGGUGACUGUUUCUAUUUUCUUGAGCAGUAUACCCGAGGUCAACCAAGAGAACUCGUCAGAAGUUGUCAACAUAUGGCUUCUAAGCAGGGUUACUUGAAAGGCAAAGGCCUUAAGGAACACUUUGGAAAUGACGUCAAAAUAUCUUCAGCAUACACGGACAAAGUGCUCUCUUGGAAGUCCAUAAGACCUGAGGACUCCAAGGCUUUGCAAGAUUAUCAUCUUUUCCUUAGAGCUUGCUGUAAUGCCAUGGAGGAUGUUCGUUAUAUGAAAGAGUUAAACUUGGUAACUAACAUGCAAAUUAUUCUUUCUAAAUUGCCUUUUAAGCUUAGAGACAAAUGGAGAACAGUAGUGUGUGAUUUGCAGGAAAACCGUAAUGAACCAGCAACAUUUAAAGACAUAGUGGAUUUUGUAGAAAAGCAAGUAAAAAUUGCUAUUCAUCCUUUGUUUGGAAAUAUUGUUGAAGCUCCUCUGGGAGGUCGAAGCUUGAUUCGUUCUAAGCCUAAGGGAAGUAGUUUCGCCACUACUGUCACUGUAACAGGAAUGGAAGACAUUAGGAAAACUAAUAAAGGUGUAUCCUGUCUUUGUUGUGGUGAAGAACAUUUCUUGAAUGCCUGUACUGUGCUUACCAAAAAAACCCAUAAAGAAAAGAGAUUUUCUGAAGAAAAAAGGAAUCUGUUUUGGCUGUUUAUGCACAGGCCAUAUUAGUAGAGAUUGUAAGAAGCAAAUUACAUGCAGAGUGUGUGGCUUUAAACACCCUAGUAUUCUUCAUGUUUUCCGGCAAGAUAGAACUGAGGAGCCAAAGCAAGCAGUGGGUAAUGCUCUGAUCUCGGUUCAGUCAAGUGGUCUUACUGGGGCCGGUGAAGAUGCUUGUGCUUUGUCCAUUCUUCCGGUAUGUGUUAAAGCUAAGAAUGGAACCAAGAUUGUGGAAACUUAUGCCUUCUUAGAUCCAGGCAGUUUGUCAACAUUCUGUACAGAAGGUCUCAUGAA
Messenger RNA from Cyprinus carpio (common carp), 3920 nucleotides. RefSeq lists its product as uncharacterized. NCBI's taxonomy places the organism in Eukaryota, Metazoa, Chordata, Actinopteri, Cypriniformes, Cyprinidae. The record is from RefSeq and is a predicted model, not a curated record. The transcript is spliced from 7 exons. The coding region runs from base 2304 to 3638 and encodes 444 amino acids.